UUGUCGUCUUUUGAUAGAGGCUCGUCUCGGGGUGGAACGAAGCAGACAUGGAGGAGCUGAGCGCCGUGGGAGAGCAGGUCUUCGAUGCCGAGUGCAUUCUCAACAAACGGCUCCGGAAGGGGAAGUUGGAGUUUCUGGUGAAGUGGAGGGGAUGGUCUUCCAAACAUAACAGCUGGGAACCUCAGGAAAACAUCCUCGACCCACGACUUCUGGCUGCUUUCAACAAGAAGGAGCAGGAAAAGGAGCUGCUGAUGCGUAAACGUGGGAAAAGACCACGAGGACGACCACGGAAAAUCAUCGAAAAUGUUCCUGAGGCACCAAAGUCCAGCAGCUCGUCCUCUGGGUCGUCGUCUUCAUCCUCAGACUCUUCAUCCUCCUGCUCUUCAUCUUCGUCCUCCUCAGAAGACGACGAUGACGACACCCACACCAAACCAGCCAACCCAAGCGUCAGAACCCGAGACCUUCACCCCGUUCCCCAGAAGAAGGCGCAGAUCGUCGUGGCCAAACAGGAACCUCCGAAGAAACGAGGCCGGAAGCCGUUGCCACCAGAGGUCAAGGAGUUCCAGCAGAAUAAAGGCACUCGCAAGAUCCUGAAGACAGCGAAGGAAGCGAAUCUACCAGGGGCCAUCAAGAAGCCAGUCCACCCUGCCAGCUUCACCUUCAUGGGGUUCCAUCGGGGCUCAGUGGGUGGGCAGAACCGAAGCCCGCUUGCCCAGGGCGGGGCCGUGAAGAGUGCCAUGAGCUCCGUCGGAUCUGGGAAGUCGGCACAGCCCACCUCUGCCCCCCUUUCUGUGAACAAAUCCAACCAAAGCAGGAACGUUGCUGAGGGAAAACUGUCCAUCUCCAGCAUGAGCGGUGGGGCAGGUCUGGAUCUGAAAGGGGCUGCUGGGAAAUCCAAAGGGGUGGCGGCGUUAAACCUGAACACGUCUAAACACCCCAUUCAAGGAACCACCCAGCACACACUGAGUAACCCCAAUGGACCGAAGAAACCCCCAGGCCAUGUGGCGGCACUGCAGCGGAUACCCAACGCCAAAGCGUCAAUACCCGCCAAGAACGCUGCCUCCAGUCCAGGUCCGGGCUCAGGUCUUCAGCCGCUCAACCUCCAGAACAAGGCGACUCGGGGCGGUGACGGCACCAUCGCAACGCCAGGCCUCCGAAACCCACCGAACCCAGCACGUAAAACCACACAAAACCAGGAGUACAACCAGGGGGGGCUGCAGAGGAAGACCCAGUCCGGAGCCGAGAAGGUCAAGGAGGCGGAGAUCCAGACUUCCAGAGGCCAAGGCCGGCUGGAGAAGAGCGGCGUACAUAAACAGGCCUCUGACACCUCCAAAGAUGCCAAGAAAGCCAAAAUGAACGACAUGAGCACGGGUGAAGACGAGAGCAGCUCAGACUCUGACCAAGACUAUGGUGGUCCGACAGUCCAGAACCAGGAUUGGAAGCCCACGCGAAGUCUGAUCGAACACGUCUUCGUCACAGACGUCACUGCCAACCUGGUGACGGUCACAGUGAAGGAGUCGCCGACGAGCGUGGGCUUCUUCAGCAUCCGCAACUACUGACAGAAGGACUAAUGGAACCUAGACUAGAUGGACGACAUGUAGGAUGGAAAUGAAGACCUGCUCUUCAUCUUCUUUAGUCAGAGUCUCUUUAGGUUAAAGGCGAAUGAAACACACGACGGACUUUUAUUGUGAUUAUUUAUUUGCUCGUGUCUACAGAAGGAUCUUCAGUCCUGAUGUUCGGAUGUGAGGCUGCGUUUUAACACAACAGGAACAUGUGGUGAUUGUAUGUUUCUGCAAAUAAUGAAAAAUCUGAAUAAUUAUGAACCAAAAUACGUAAUAGAGUAACAUUUCUACAGUUUUGGAAAUGACACAAAUUUAGUUUUUGCACGAUUUGCUUCUACAUUUUUUCCCACCUUAAUCAAAGAACUGAAGACUUUUAUUGUCAAAGAAUCAUUUUGUGUCACGACUUUAGUUUUGAGUUUUUUGAGUCGAUGUCUUUGUUCUUGUUUUCAUCCUGGUAACGAAUAUGUUUUUUCCCAUGUUUGCCAGCUCUAACUUUUUUCCACCAAAACCAGAAAACAUGGGGGAAAAUUCAGUCUCUAUUAUUUUUACAAUCGUUUUCAGAUUGUUUACAAGAACUGAAGACAAAACUUGAUCCAAAAAUUCUCUAAAACUAAGACUACAUCUAAAUACGACUGGAAAAAACACAGUUAAAGUUAAUAUAUUACAAGAAACAAACAGGUUGCACUUGAGCCAAGAUCAUGAUUUUGCUUGUUUUUUGCUGAUUUUCAGAAAUCUAAACCAUGAUUAAUAUUACAUUAUGUUACUGACACUAGGCUGAGUUGCACCCAAAUCAUUUAAUAAAUUCGUUGAGUGUCAAAAUAAGUGACUUUUCCUGGAUCUAAUAGUUAGAAACAUUAUCUGUUCCAUUUUUUCCAAACUUGACACAGCUACGACUGUAAUAAUUAUGUAAAAUGUUUUUUACUGAAAACUGUAAAAUUUUCCUCCCACGAAACCUGACGUAAAUUCAUGUGAUUUUGUUUUUUUCGUGUGAAUUCGCAUCCACUUCCUGAUUCCCAGAAGAUUACAUGGAGGUGUUUAUUUUGCAGAAACAUACUUUUUUACUUGUGCUCAUGUUCCUUUUAGUUUUAUGAUCAUGGUUCGAUUGAUAUCGCUGUUUCCAAACCAUCCCGACCUUUGGUGACCUUCUGUGACCUCCAGUGACCUGUCUGUACACCAGGUUGGUGGGUCCAUGUAGACAUGAGCAGUUUCUUCUUCUUCAGUGUUGUGAAUUAUAUCGAACCGUAGCGUAGAAUGGAGUCCGUUAGCGGCGUUUGUUUUAAUACCAGACUUUAGCUACCUCUACCUCUGUUUUACUCAGCGUUAGCUGUUUGUUCAUUUCUAUGGAGACUCGAGUCUCCAUCGCUGUUCACAGACGUUUUAUAUGAAGCUUCAAACAUUAAAGACCAGAUCAGCUUUAUUCUGAUGGAAAGACGUGGACCAAACUUGGAUCGCGGUCCAGGGUUCUGCAGGACCAGGGUUGUGCUGGUCCUUGGUUCAGGUUUAUCAGAACAGGUUCCUCCUUCUUCUACUCAGUCUACUUCCUCUUCUAGUCCUCCUACUUCUAUGGUCUGAUCUGCUUCCUCCUUUACAUCAGCUCUCUUCUACUCCUCCUCCCUCUUCUUCUUCUACCUCAAACCCCUCUCCUUGUGAUCCUCCCUGUUCUCCCCUCUCCUUUUUCUACUCCUCCUGAGAUCUGAGCUACUUCAUCCUUUGCAACAAUUCUCUUCUUGUACUCCUCCUAAUCCUCCAUCUCCUUCUACUUCUCCCUGUUCCUGUCCGUUUAAUCUUCCCCUUCUUUCGUCUUCUGUACUCCAUUUUCUCUCGUUCUUUGGAUUCCUCUACUGCUAGUCUUUCUCCACCUUCUCCCUCUACUACUGCUUCUACCUCUUCUCCUUCUUUAAUUCCUUCUUGUCCUCUUUGUUCCUCUACAACUCUUUCUCCUCCUCCUUAUACUCUUUCUCAUCCUUCCUCUUCUCCUCCCCCUCCUCCUCCUCAGGGUAGGUUAAUGGUAGACUCCUCAAACACCUCAGUGUAAACUCAGCAGGAACAUCAACGUGAACCAAGCUCAGAUUAUCAGUAAAACUCUGAAAAAGCGGCUCCUGAACCUCCAGGUUUCUGCAGCUGCAGGCGUCUGGUUUCACUGAAGAGGAAGGAGGGCGCAGGGGAAAAAAAAAAGGGGGGGGGUCUUUAUCUGAUGUAACAGAACAGAAACCACAACAAUGUUCAGCAACAAAGCACUUGGACUGAACUCCUCUGUCUGAGCCUGUGCCUUUUCUCUGCCUCAGAGACUGAAACACAAAGACAUUCAACCCCAAAGAUGAUACAAGACCCGUCCCUGGCUCCGCCCCCCUGACACACCCACAUCGGACCACUUCCACUUUCAUUUCAGGGCUCGUUUUUCCAACAAGAAACAGAAAACCGUGAGGUCAGACUGAUUUAACGUUUGCAUUCAUUCGUUCAUGUCGUGUUUUCGACAGUCAAUCACCAGCGCAAAAAGACAUUUUAAAACACAUUGUUCAUAUGAGAAUAUUUUUAUAAUACGUACUUUUGUCGAUGUAAAGAAAGAGGUUAUGUGUUCAGUUUUAGCUCUACUAACCAUCUCAGUGGACGUCUGUUCUCUUUAUCUUCUAUUUAUUUCAGUAAAGUCUUUGUUUGUACCGUUUCUUGGAAUAACAAAUAAAUGGCACAAACCUGAA
Messenger RNA from Sphaeramia orbicularis (orbiculate cardinalfish), 4258 nucleotides. It is a transcript of the gene cbx2, whose product is annotated as chromobox homolog 2 (Drosophila Pc class). The transcript has 5 exons. Lineage: Eukaryota; Metazoa; Chordata; Actinopteri; Kurtiformes; Apogonidae. The record is from RefSeq and is a predicted model, not a curated record. Gene Ontology annotation, biological process: negative regulation of transcription by RNA polymerase II. Gene Ontology annotation, cellular component: PRC1 complex; heterochromatin. Bases 48 to 1559 code for a protein of 503 amino acids.